Messenger RNA from Lactuca virosa, 524 nucleotides. The record is from the annotation of a GenBank genome assembly. NCBI's taxonomy places the organism in Eukaryota, Viridiplantae, Streptophyta, Magnoliopsida, Asterales, Asteraceae.
GUCGUUUCCCCAAAACCCUAACCCUAAAAUGUGUUAGUCGCCACCUUGUGUUCCCCUCUCAGCCGUCGCCUGGUUAAGACCGAUCGGCUGCCUCCUAGCCAUUGUCGGAGUCACGAGCCACAGCCACGCUACCUCAGUUGCCGCCAACGGGUGAAAAAUCGUUGAGACGAAUGUGGACGUCGGGCAGAAGAGGCCGAGGGAACAAAUCGCGAUUUUGCUGCCAUUAUUCCCCGCCGGAGAACGUACGCCUCCUUGUCUCCAUCCUUGCUGUCGCCGAGCUAUCACCGCCAUUGCUAUAUCGAGCAGCGGUUGCGGUUGACGCCUCCCCUCCGACUGCCAUGCGCCACCAUGAAGGUGGCUGUGAUUGGGUACUACUCAGGAUCACGGGAAGGCGCCGGCUUGAUUGUACACACGAGAUGAAGUUAUGUUUAUGAGGAUCCUGGAUUUUAUUCAAUUAACUAUGAACAUGUGUUUUUGAUAAUUUGAUAUUUGGGGAUUUGUAAUAUAUGUUGACGAGAUUCAUG